Molecule: messenger RNA, 306 nt
Organism: Soboliphyme baturini
Lineage: Eukaryota; Metazoa; Nematoda; Enoplea; Dioctophymatida; Soboliphymatidae
Source: the annotation of a GenBank genome assembly
AUGCUUCGUGAAACUAGUUUCAUACGUCAUACAAAGGGUGAGCGACGACUGGUUGAAAACCAAUGGCCCCCUCAGACGUCGAAGGCGAAUGCGCAGUUGACCAGACUUCGUCCAUCGUCCGGAUUCGCACGGGCUGGUCUGAAACGACGAGCGAAGGGUCCAACGAAUGGGGCGUCGCUGAUCUUGGACUUGGAUACGGUCAAGACGCAGUCAAGUCCGAGAUCUGACGAACGUUCGUCAAAGUGCCACAGCAGGGAACAUCGUGUCGGGCGAAAAGAAUACCGUAAUUACGUUGUCGUACAGUGA